Messenger RNA from Platichthys flesus (European flounder), 3253 nucleotides. It is a transcript of the gene ift70, whose product is annotated as intraflagellar transport 70. The transcript has 19 exons. Lineage: Eukaryota; Metazoa; Chordata; Actinopteri; Pleuronectiformes; Pleuronectidae. Gene Ontology annotation, molecular function: intraciliary transport particle B binding; protein binding. The record is from RefSeq and is a predicted model, not a curated record. The coding region runs from base 128 to 2077 and encodes 649 amino acids. Gene Ontology annotation, biological process: intraciliary transport. Gene Ontology annotation, cellular component: intraciliary transport particle B; axonemal microtubule.
UAAGCUACACCCCCUAUGCUCUCUGUCCGUCCCGUAAACAGAAGCUAGCUAGAUGCUAAGUUUCAAUGUCUGGUGAUAUACAGGGUUUCGAGUGGUUUGUAGUCUUUAAAACCACUCGUUUGGAGCCAUGGCAGCUAUAAAGGACGGAGAGUACACGGCCACCAUCUACAAACUGAUUAAAGAUGGGCAUUAUUUAGAUGCAAUUCACAUCCUAAACGGCCAGCUUCAAAAACAUACCAAGUCCAGGGCAGCUCUGUCUCUGCUGGGCUACUGCUACUAUCACAUCCAGGAAUUCAUCAACGCUGCCGAGUGCUAUGAGCAGCUCACGCAGCUGCACCCAGAGGUGGAGGACUACAAAGUGUACUACGCCCAGUCCCUCUACAAAGCUGGUGCUUAUCCUGAGGCGAAUAAGGCUUCCUUCCUACUGGACAACACCAACAGUCACACCAAGAUGGUCAAGCUUCAAGCAUCCAUCAAAUAUUGUGAGGAGGAUUAUUCUGCUUCCAAGUCCCUGUUGGAGCAGCUGCCCCAGGACGACCCAGACUGCAUCCACAAUAUAGGCUGUUUGCUUUACCAAGAUGGAAAGUACGAGGAUGCCUGCAAGAAGAUCAUGUCUGCGCUGCAAGUUGUGGGAUACGUGCCAGCGCUGUCCUACAACAUCGCUCUCUGUUUUUACAGCCUGAAGAACUAUGCUCAGGCCCUCAAAUACAUAGGAGAGAUCAUAGAACGAGGCAUGAGGGAACAUCCAGAGCUGAGUGUUGGGAUGACGACUGAAGGCAUCGAUGUCCACAGCGUGGGCAACACCCUGGUGCUGCAACAGACGGCUCUGAUCGAAGCCUUCAACCUCAAAGCCGCCAUCGAAUAUCAGCUGAAGAACUCAGUGAAAAGAGCUCAGGAGUCUCUGACAGACAUGCCCCCCAGAGCCGAGGAGGAGCUGGACCCAGUGACGCUCCACAACCAGGCUCUGGUGAACAUGGACACGAAGCCAUCAGAGGGUUUCGAGAAGUUGGCCUUCCUGCUGCAGCAGCCCUCCUUCCCCCCCGUCACCUUCGGAAACCUGCUGCUGCUCUACUGCAAACACGAGUACUUUGACCUGGCGGCUGACGUCCUGGCAGAGAACGCCCAUCUCACCUACAAGUUCCUGUCCCCGUACAUGUACGAGUUCCUUGAUGCCUUGUUAACCUGCCAGACAGCACCAGAGGAGGCGUUUAGGAAGUUUGACGAGAUGAACGCCAAACUGACCGAGCAGCUGCGGAAAUUGGCCAAGCAGGUGCAGGAAGCCCGGCUGGCUCGAGAUGAGGAAGCACAGAAGAAAGCUCUGGCCGACUGCGAACUGAUGCAGGAAAAGUACAUCGUGGUCCUGAUGGCUCAGGCCAAGAUCUACUGGAACCGGGAGAACUUCCAGAUGGUGGAGAAGAUUUUCCACAAGUCAGUGGAAGUUUGUAAUGAGGAAGACACUUGGAAGCUGAACGUGGCCCACGUGCUCUUCAUGCAGAACAAGUACAAGGACGCCAUCGGCUUCUAUGAGCCCAUCGUCAAGAAGCACUAUGAUAAUAUCCUGAACGUGAGCGCUGUGGUCUUGGCCAACCUGUGUGUGUCCUACAUUAUGACGAGCCAGAAUGAAGAGGCUGAAGAAUUGAUGAGGAAGAUUGAGAAAGAGGAGGAGCAGAUUUCCUAUGACGACCCUGACAAGAAGGUUUUCCACCUCUGCAUCGUAAACCUGGUUAUUGGGACGCUGUACUGUGCCAAGGGAAACUACGACUUUGGCAUCUCUCGUGUUAUCAAGAGCCUGGAACCGUACAAUAAGAAGCUGGGGACAGACACAUGGUUCUACGCCAAGCGUUGUUUCCUGUCUCUGGUGGAGAACAUGUCCAAACACAUGGUCAUGCUGAGGGAUGCUGUUGUAGAGGAGUGUAUUCAAUUCCUGGAGCACUGCGAGGUCUUCGGGAAGGAAGUGCCGGCUAUCAUCGAGCAGCCUCUGGAGAAGAUUCACAUUCACAUCGGCAAGAACACCGUCACCUACGAGGCUCGACUGCUCAAGGCGCUGAUCUAUGAUGUUAUUGGCUGGAACAAGUGACAUCAUCACACAGUGUCAGCCCGAGAUGGUAUUUUGUCAAUAAAGUCGACUCAAGGUUAAUUAACCUGAAACCAGAGACAAUCAACACUACACACCUCAGGGAAGCGUCUUUAAUGAAGUGAGGGGGUGAGUUGAAGCAGAAGAGCUAAGAGAACAGACGUUAGGAGGUCUGGUUCAGUGAUCUCAGCUCUUAUAGUAAUAGUAAUACUCGCUGUGCAGAGUAUGAUGAGCUUCUUUUAUUAGCGCUGUUUAUUCUACUCAACAUUAAAUACAUAAACACUUUGUUUAAAGUUCACCUUCAUACAUUCAUGAUUCAUGCAUAUAUCCUCUUUGGUGAGCGUGUUUUCCAUACUAUUCAUAACAUUAUUAUCAAUAACAAAAAAUGUAUUUAAGGACAAUAAAGAUUGUCAUGUUUGUAAGAAGUGCCCUGCAAUUUUUUCCUGUGAAAUAAUUAAUGUGUUUAUUCACAGCUGUAGCAGUUAUCAUAAACAGGGAUGUUCCAUUGAGCCUUUUAAUAUUGUUAACUGAAUGUUUAUUUUCUUAAGAAUUGUUACAGAAAUGUCAGAAUCACCAUAUUGUCUGUAAAGGCCUCAGUAUUCCAGUCCAAUGGGAAAACGGCAUUCCUAGACCCCCUGAUCCCAUAUUCUGUUACCCUCUGACAUCCUGAUCACUGAGCUCCUUACCCCGCACCUUCCCACUGUGUCUGUUUGUAACACUUUGAAAACCAUCAGUCGGACACCGGCCCUCUUUAUACAAUGACAGCAAACUACCAACCAGGAGACAACCACGGUUGUUUGUCACUAGGGUUGCAAAAUUCCAGGAAUAUUCAAAGUUGGAAACUUUCCAUGGGAAUUAACGGGAAUAAACUCAAAAUUUUGUGGUAAUUUAUACUUACUGUAUUUACCUUGUCAUAUACAGACAUAAAUAUAAACAUUUUGUUAAGUCAUAAGCAGACAUGCAUGCAGCAAUUUGAAUACAAAAAUUUUAAAUUGCUGCUUAAAUGUUUGACUUUGUGAGUUGAACUUUAAUGGAUUCUUUCAUUGAACAACAAAAAACAUCAAUGUUGAAUAAAAUAAUUGUAUUCCCUAUGACGUCCUAUGUAUGUGUGGACAUACAUGCAAUCCUACUCUCACUGCUUUAAAUAUUAGCCUACUGUAAACUUGGUAAUAAAAUGAA